AUGUCGUCUCUAAUCACCCGCCCUCACAUCUUCACCCCUCCUCGCAUCUUCACCGACCUCACACGUUUACCUGCCCUCGUAUCUUCACCCCUCCUCGCAUUCUCACCCUCACCCGCCCUCGCAUCUUCAAGCCUUCCUGCCAUUCCUAUGGAUGGAUAUGGAUAUGGGGAAAUUGAUGAGGAAGAAGAGGGGACUAAUGAAGAAGGAGGUGAGCCUGGUCUUGAGGAGGCCAACGAUGAGGUGGGACCGGAGGAUGGUGAAGAUGAUGCUGUAGAUGAGUAUGAGGGGUACACAGAGCUCUAG
Suillus plorans is the source of this 303-nucleotide messenger RNA. RefSeq lists its product as uncharacterized. The record is from RefSeq and is a predicted model, not a curated record. NCBI's taxonomy places the organism in Eukaryota, Fungi, Basidiomycota, Agaricomycetes, Boletales, Suillaceae. Bases 1 to 303 code for a protein of 100 amino acids. The transcript is spliced from 2 exons.